UAACUCACGUCAGUGGUAGUUAUUAGAGUGAAGGUCAUGUUGGUGGUUAUUAGUCAUGAAGAUGAACAUGGGCUGGAGAGAACAGCGGCCAGUUCACACUCCUCCCCACAUCCCCUUCUGACACGGAAACUGUGAAGAGAACGGAAGACCCAAAACACAGACACAGAGCAACAAGAGACAUGUGACAGAUAGUUAGUGUGUUACCAGUCAGACAUCAGAGAGAGAGAGAGAGAUAGAGAGAGAGAAAGAAAGAGAGAUGCACUGAGAGAGCAAGGUGCAGAGUGCUGUGUUGGGUAGACUGUCUGCUGAAGAAAAGGUGUGAGAGACGAAAGGCUAGCGGAUUGGCACUCUUCAGAACAAGAGAGAGGAAGAGAGAGAGAGAGAGGAAGAGAGAGAGAGAGAGAAAGACAAACAUUAUUAGAUACAGAGAAAGUGAGAGAGAUAAGAACUAGGGGAUGGUAAAAAGAGUGGAGGGAGUGGUACACAGACUCUCCUCAGCUCAGACAGGACUGGGGGACACAGAUGACAUCAUCACCAGGGGAUCUGGACAUCGAGCUGAUAAAACGAUAAAAUAAUGUUCUGCGUUCAGCUCAAUAGAGUUGAAAGAGAAAGCCACAGAUCGGUUUGAAAGCAGACAGAUCUGCUAUGUGACAUUUCUUUUGAUGAGUUUUUUUUUUAAAUGUUUCAUAUUUGAUUUGUGAUGUAUGUGACGAUUGUUGGUCAGAUCUAGAGGGUGACUGCUAUGGAUUAAAACAUCAAGGAAGUAGAUAUAUUUGAAAUGAAAACCUCUAUCAAGAUCACACUCCUCUCCCUUACUGUGUUGAGCUGUGUGAGCUGUAAGGAGAUCACAGUGAGAGGAUAUGAGGACAGAGAUGCUGUCAUCAACUGUCCAUCUCAGAAGGGUUAUGAGCUCUACCCAAAGUACCUACUGAAAGGAGUGUAUAAAUACAGUGUUGAAAUGAUCCGGUCUGAUGGCCAGGCAGAAUGGACCCACAGAGGGAGAGUAUCUCUGCAGGACAAGAAGGACACAAACAUCUUCAUAGUGACCAUCCAUAACCUGACCCUAGAGGAUGCUGGGACAUAUGAGUGUGGAGCUGACAGAUGGGGAGAAGAUGUUUACACCACAGUGAACCUCAUAGUGGUGAGCAAGCUUAACAAACCGACAGCUGCCAUUCCCCAAGUCACUGCAGAGGUCACCACGGUUACUCUCCCCAACACUGUACCUGUGUCCACCCAUAACGCAACAACCAGACCGCUGACAAACAUCACAUACUCUGAGAGGACAGAGUCUGAUCCCACAUCAGCUGCAUCAGGCGUGUCCAACCAUAACGCAACAACCAGAACGCUGUCCAACACCACAGAGUCUGAGAGGCCCACACACUUGCAGUCUGAUCAAAUGUCACCUACAUCAAGCGUGUCCACCCAUAACGCAACAACCAGACCGCUGACAAACAUCACAGACUCUGAGAGGACAGAGUCUGAUCCCACAUCAGCUGCAUCAGGCGGCCAUCUAGCUAAUCUAUCUGGGGGUCUUGUUGUUGCCGUGGUGAUAUUUGCUCUGCUGGUAGUGACUUUUAGGCUGAUGAAGAGAAGAGCUGAGAAAAAAAGAGCAUUACCCACACCUCUUUCUGGAAACAUCAGACCAGACUCGUGUGUGUACUCAGAAAUACAGCCUACAUCUCCGCAUGACACUGAUGGACCCAACCAGAGUGACCAACUGAGCAGUCCAGCUCUGACAUCCAUCUACGCCCUGGUAACACCUCCAGCUCCUGUUCCUGCUCAACACCAUAAAGCAGCCAAUCAUCUUCCUCAACACCAUAAAGCAGCCAAUCAGCUCCCUCAACCCACCACUGCCAGUGAUGACAUCUACUCCCUAGCAACAAAUCUGACGCAGGCUCUGCACUCGGGUGUGACUUCAGUAACCAAUCAGCAUGAGCCUGGCCCUGCCACUGCAGCCACUGGUGGUGAUGUCAUCUACUCCCUAGCAACCAAUCUGAUGCCAUCUCUGCCUACAAGAACAUCUGUAUCAUCAACAACCAAUCAGCAGUCUGACCCUGCCAUCUACUGCAACCUCACCUCGGCCAAUGAGAAUCCAGAUGGUUCUGAAUACGCAACGGUUGUCUUCAGGGAUGAGCCAAUUGGCUCUGAUUCUGCCUCUGUCAGUUUCUCCAAAAAUGGCGCCUCCCCCCUGUAGAGAGCAGCUAGAGCUGUUUUAAUAGGGGGAGAUCUUAGCCAAUAGCAAGUGGGGAAAAACAUUAAAACACCUCCUGGUGGCCCCAGCUGUGGCGCAAUUGGCUGGGGCACAUGCACCGUACGCCGGCGACCCGGGUUCAAAUCCAGCCCCUGGUCCUUUCCGGAUCCCACCUCUGCUCUCUCUCCCAUUCGCUUCCUGUCUCUCUCCACUGUCCAUCAUUAAAGGCAUAAAGGGCCCAAAAUAUACUUAAAAAAAACAAAACACCUCCUGGUCUCCCUGCCUAGACCCCACAAGAGCCCAAAAGGGAACAGAAGCUUUAUGUAUGAAUAGAAUCCUAUGGUAAACAUGUCACCCUAGCUAAAGGUAGUUAGCAGUUACGCUUUUACACACAAAGAUUGGUCUCUGUUGCCACACUUCUACUCAGGUACCAUGUGAGGAGCAACACAGACUCGUGUGAAUGACUGUUACGAAACAGUGUAACAUGCACUUCCAUUAAGGACUGUAAUAGUUUCCAUUGCCAUGACUGUCAUGACGUAUAAACGCCGACCAAUCCAAAAAAGUGGUCUGAAUCUUAAGGUCAUGACAGACAAUGAGGCCAGGGUCAUGUAAAGAAGCCUUAUGCAACAAUUUUAGAAAAAAUGACCUUAAUUAUGCAGGUUGAGUGUCGUUCUGGCGGUUCUACAACACUUUUUGGGUCGUUUGGUGGGUGCUUCGUCUCUCCCUAGUGCUUCUCCGCGGAAAAACCGAAUAUGCAACUUUCUGGUCACGGUCCGAACAAAUUCGGAUGUAACUCAGCGGAAGUAUCCAAUCGCGGCUCUAAAAUGUAGUUUUCAGAUUGUAGUUUCUAAGAAGACUGCAAAACGGACUCCGACUUGGCUUUGUUG
Molecule: messenger RNA, 3078 nt
Organism: Alosa sapidissima (American shad)
Lineage: Eukaryota; Metazoa; Chordata; Actinopteri; Clupeiformes; Clupeidae
Product: mucin-2-like
Exons: 9
Coding region: 779-2194 (471 amino acids)
Source: RefSeq, a predicted model, not a curated record